Copidosoma floridanum is the source of this 504-nucleotide messenger RNA. RefSeq lists its product as uncharacterized. The record is from RefSeq and is a predicted model, not a curated record. Lineage: Eukaryota; Metazoa; Arthropoda; Insecta; Hymenoptera; Encyrtidae.
ACGAGGGCUGUUUCUCAGAUGAAUGAACAAGACCAAGAGUCCCAAAUAAAUGUAGAGUCCAACUUUACCGAAACACCUCCAAGGGACAGUCCUCAAGAUUUACCAGUUGACAACUCAGAGGAAGAGUUGUCGGAGAACACGACUACCCCUCAACUAAGACCAGAGGACACUGACAACACCAUUCAGCAACCAGAGAUUGUUGAAAUCAGGAACGUUGGAGCUGAACAAGCAGAAGUAAUCCAAUCUUGGGAUACGGCAGUUGACAAACUUCUAAUACUGUCAACAAAGAUGGAAAGGGCGGCAGACGCCAUGUCCAGUGCAACAGAAAAGAUUCCGGAGUUUGUUCAGGCUGCCAACCUCAUGACCAAAGCUCUCAAUCUAGUAUCCACUAAGAUUGACAGCUUGACACGUGCCACAGAAUCCAUCCAGGACUCUCAGAGAGCCCAUAGAAACUCAGAAGUACCACCUUUAUUUAACUUUACCAUUAACGAUCAGAGGUUUUAA